Messenger RNA from Spinacia oleracea (spinach), 402 nucleotides. RefSeq lists its product as uncharacterized. The transcript has a single exon. Bases 1 to 402 code for a protein of 133 amino acids. Lineage: Eukaryota; Viridiplantae; Streptophyta; Magnoliopsida; Caryophyllales; Amaranthaceae. The record is from RefSeq and is a predicted model, not a curated record.
AUGGAAUGUCAGAAGCAAAAGCUUACCCCAUACCAGUCCUAUCUCGAGAAGCUGUCUGAACAAGUAGAAGAGCUUCGUUACACAUGCCUCCCAAGAGAGGAGAAUCAAUUCGCCGACGCACUGGAAAAGCUGGCAUCAAUGAUCAACAUUCCAAAUGGCAUGGCUAAAAUGCCCCUUACAAUUGAAAUGCGUCAAGAAGCAGCAUAUGUCCAUCAUAUUGACGAUGUCGAGCCUGACAAAGAUGAGCCAUGGUUUACAUACAUCCAAAGGUAUCAACAAAAAUCUGAGUACCCACUGCAUCUUUCAAGCAAAAGUCAAAGGGCUUUACGCCUACAAUCAUCCAACUUCGUCCUAGAUGGCGGCAUUCAAUACAAGAGGUCCUCUAAUGGCCCCAAUCUCUGA